This is a messenger RNA of Penicillium coprophilum, 1665 nucleotides long. RefSeq names its product AFG1/ZapE family ATPase. Bases 1 to 1665 code for a protein of 554 amino acids. NCBI's taxonomy places the organism in Eukaryota, Fungi, Ascomycota, Eurotiomycetes, Eurotiales, Aspergillaceae. Gene Ontology annotation, biological process: protein quality control for misfolded or incompletely synthesized proteins. The record is from RefSeq and is a predicted model, not a curated record. Gene Ontology annotation, cellular component: cytoplasm; mitochondrion. Gene Ontology annotation, molecular function: ATP binding; ATP hydrolysis activity. The transcript is spliced from 4 exons.
AUGAGCCGCCCAUCGACAAAGCUAUGCGCAGAGUGCUUCCCGAGCGCGCUGCGGGCACCUCAGGGCCUCCGCCCUACGAGGUUGCGGGGCGCCACUCGUAGAUCCUAUACUACAGAACGAAGGACGCUCGAUACACUACGGCGGCCGAGUCGACCUACGCUAGCAUGUGUGCCUGCAGAGAGGAUCUGCCUCCAGCUGGCCGUUCGAUUGCCGCAGAAGGCGCGUGGUCUCGCCACAGUCUCGGGCGAGAAGACCACCGCCGCUCCGCCGCAGGAUGGGCCUAUGAGGGAAUAUGAUGUGCGGGUGCAGGAGGGGCGGUUGAGGGAUGAUGAGUAUCAGAGAGGAAUUAUCCAAAACCUCCAGGACCUCUUUGAAGCGCUCAAAGAUUACAACCCACCCAAGGUUAUUCACCCCGAGCCCGAAUCUCUGGAUCCUCAGCAAAAGUCGUCCUUCUUCGGUUCUCUGUUCGGCGGUGGUGCGAAGAAAAAAGCGAAGUCGACUAUCCCCGAGAACCUCCCGAAGGGACUGUACAUGUAUGGUGAUGUCGGGUGCGGCAAGACGAUGUUGAUGGAUCUAUUCUUUGAUACGCUGCCGCCGAAUAUCACGCACAAGACACGCAUUCACUUCCACAAUUUCAUGCAGGAUGUACAUAAGCGUAUGCACGUGGUGAAGAUGAAGUAUGGAAACGACUUUGAUGCGCUGCCGAUGGUUGCGGCCGAUAUUGCCGACCUCGCAAGUGUGCUUUGCUUUGACGAGUUCCAGUGUACCGAUGUAGCUGAUGCAAUGAUCCUGCGACGGCUUCUCGAGAUUCUCAUGUCCCAUGGUGUCGUCCUUGUCACCACAUCCAACCGCCAUCCAGACGACCUGUACAAAAACGGCAUCCAGCGCGAAUCCUUCAUUCCUUGCAUCAAUCUCCUCAAGACUGAUCUGAGCGUGAUCAACCUCAACUCCCCAACAGAUUACCGUAAAAUCCCCCGGCCCCCGGCUGCCGUCUACCACCACCCACUGGAUGAGGAGGCACAGCAGCAUGCGCAGAAGUGGUUCGAGUUCCUGGGUGACCCUGUCAAUGACCCGCCACACACAGCCUCACAGGUUGUCUGGGGCCGCGAAAUCAAGGUUCCCCGUGCUAGCGGCAAGGCUGCACAAUACACCUUCCAGCAACUCAUUGGCACGGCUACAGGUGCAGCCGACUACCUCGAGCUCGUCCGACAUUACGAUGCGUUCAUUGUCACGGAUGUGCCGAGCAUGAACCAUACCCAGCGUGACCUGGCGAGACGCUUUAUCACCUUUAUCGAUGCGGUAUAUGAGAGCAGGGCCAAAUUAGUCCUCACAACCGAAGUUCCCCUAACAAACCUCUUCAUCUCCGAGACGGAUGUAAAGAAAUCUCUCGAAGGCGACGGCGGAGACCACUCAGAUCUCUCCGACGCAAUGCGCAUGCUCAUGGAUGAUCUCGGUAUGUCCGUACAGGCCCUGAAAAACACGUCUAUCUUCAGUGGUGAUGAGGAGCGGUUUGCGUUUGCGCGUGCGCUAUCCCGUCUUUCUGAGAUGGGAAGUAAGGAGUGGGUGGAGCGUGGGUCGGGGCUUGGAAACAAUCCUGCGCAGAAUAAGAAGGAACAUGACGCUUGGCAGAAGACGAGGAGUCAUUGGAGUGAGGAUAACAUGUAA